Molecule: messenger RNA, 2094 nt
Organism: Fusarium fujikuroi IMI 58289
Lineage: Eukaryota; Fungi; Ascomycota; Sordariomycetes; Hypocreales; Nectriaceae
Exons: 9
Coding region: 1-2094 (697 amino acids)
Source: RefSeq, a predicted model, not a curated record
AUGAACCGCCAGAACAAACCCCGAAGCAAUAGUGAUUGGCAGGCAAACUACGAGCGGACAAGGCCGAAGAGCACCAUAAGUAAACCACCGCCGACACUCGGAGCAGGGAGACGCAAAGGAGCGAAGUCCACGAGGGUGCGAACGUACCAAAACAUACCCAUCAACGACAUUGAUGCCAAUGUGGUGCAAGACAACGGCUGCUUCAAACUACAAAACCAGCCCAAUGCCCUUCAAGCGAUUCCCUACACAAUACCGAAGCAUGAACACGGUGUACCCCUUCGUUACGAUUGCUUCAUACCCGUUAGAGAAACAUACGAAUUCUUUCCAUGUGAGCCUUACGGUGGUGCAGAAGAUAUUCUUGGCUUCAGGGAAUAUCGUGGAGUUGAUAUGAUAAUGACGAAAACUGGUGCUUACAAGGUGCCGACUUUGCCAACUCAUGUCUUUAAACCAUACAAACUUCUCCUCUAUCGUGGCCGAAAAAACGCACAACCGGACGAAGAUGAUCACCAUCGCUUCGUAUACUUGGCAGAGAACAAGCCCAACGAGAUGAAGGUAGGAGAUUGCUUUAUCCGGUUUGAAGAGGUUCACAAUCGCAUGAGAGGGGAUGUGGCUCCAUUUAUGGAUGAUUGCGAGUUGGCUGUCGAAUACGCGACCCAGAACAGAAUCAUCAAUGGAAAUGGCCUCCAAGCAGAAAAGGAUGCUGCCAGUGCCAGAAUCCAAGAGCUUCGGCAACAAUUUGGCGGCUUGCUCAGAUUUCGUUGUUGGACUGUUGAAGGACAGCAAUCUUAUGCUGAUGAGGAUACACUCUGCCAAAAGCUGUUCGAUAACGUUCAGGGAAUGACAACGCGUGAUCAUCUCGAGCUGUUUCGCGUUUGGGCAGAGCUACUCCGAAAAUCACAGGGCGAUAAACUUGGAUCUAAAGAAUUCUUUGGGCGUUACUGGGAUGCUGUCAUUCCUGACGUAUCCAGACCGCUAUUUCACGACGGAAUGAAGAUCUUAGUGUCCGUUACAUAUCUCAACUAUCUUGGUUACAGCGAUAGUAAUCCUCUGACACCUGAAAAACGGGAAAAGACAAGAAAUGAUGUGCACGGGGCCGUUCAACGGGUGAUCGACGCGCCAAGGCUCAAGUUCAAGCCUCCCUUGCCCUUGACUAGCAUCAUAUUUCCGGACGAAGAGCAGAAUCUACCCCUUGGAUGGACGCCUCUUAACCCGGAUAAUGCCAGAAACUACAGGGAACUAUCCGGUAACGGAUGGCGGACACUUGAGGCGCAUCCCGGGGGGCUUUACAGUAUUCUCAUCAAUCAGUCUGUCAGAGACUUCUUCCUAAACCUCACCCUCUACAAACAACUUUGGCAGGAUGGGUACCCUGCUCCUACGCAGACGAACGCUGAAGGUCUUCAUGUUCGGCUGACUAAAUGUGAGAGGACAUCCGAAACAGUUACGACAGUGGAUAAGACCAACCUAUCCGCCGCCUCUGCGAAUCCUAAGCGGGUCCCGACGCAGGAUAGAUGCGUGGCAGACCCUGCGUGUUCUGCAAACGUGGCCCUAUCAAUGGCAUAUCCGGACAUUUAUUCUGACUCGGGCAAGGCUAAGAAGAAGAGAGUCGCAGAGUGGCUUCAUAGGUCGGCAUUCAGCUACGGAGGAGGCAUCACAUACGAGUCUUUUGUCAAAAGAGUCGUAUUAUUCGGAAACAAGCGUAACGGUGAUGUAGUCAAGGUUACAACAAAUAUCACCUACCCACAUGGUCUUGUAGGUUGGCAACAGAACUGGGUCGGCGACAUUUUCCAUCAAUACACGUGGUUAGCCCCCGAGCUUUCCUAUUCUUACGAGAAUAUGGUUCUUAGCAAUCCUCAUAUCUCCCAGCGCAGGCCGAUAUAUCCUAUGAACCGCGAGACAGCCAUGCUCUUUGAGACCCUUCUAGACAAAUCUAUGGAGGAGAAGUGCUGGGGAUGGGAAUGCUGGAAUAAGAAUAGUGCUGUUGCAGAUGCGCUCAUGGAGUCAACGGUUGUCGAUGGUGAUCAGGAAGAAUUGAAUAAGGAAGACCUGAAAGAUAUGCUGCACGAGGAGCUAAAGGAGCGAGAUCCGCAAGUUUGA